CUUCCUCUUCCUGUGUUGGUUAUGGAUACGUCACUUACCCGCGUCUGUUCAACAGCCCACUGUGUUUGGCGGGAGUGACUCGAGAGAAGCAGCUGCUCCAUCGUGAAGUCGCCACCAUGCAGUUUUCAGGCAGAAGAAGGAAGGUGAUCACAAGCCCUCAGGUGGAGCUCUAUGGACAGGCUCUGCAGUUCUAUGGGCAGCCUCCUCUGGAGAACAUGUCUCUCUCUGAAUUCGAGUCAUUUGCUGUGGACCGACUGAAAUUGUUAAAGACCAUUGAGAAUUUGGGAGUGAGCUACGUGAAGCUGUCUGACGACUACAAAAGGAAACUGGACAAUGAGUCUAGAAACCUGAACUUUCCUUACAGACCAGAUGCUGUGCCUGAUGACAGAAAAUCUCAGGUCGGACCAAGUGAAUAUGAGAAACGAAGAAAGGAUCAUAUCUCCCACUUCAUUCUCAGGCUCGCCUAUUGCCAAACGGAAGAUCUCCGGCGGUGGUUUAUACAACAGGAAGUCGAUCUUUUCCGCUACCGCUUCAACGGGCUGCAGCCCAAACAAAAGGUGGAAUUCCUGCACAAAAAUAAUCUGCAAUAUGACACCAUUAGUGUCGAGGAGAAGAAGACUCUGCAGGAUAAACUCGUCAACUCCAGUCACAACGUCAGUGGAAUCACCGUCGAGGAUCAGGACUUCUACAAAGUUCCAUUUCAAGAUGCCCUGGAUCUAGUGAGAACAAGGAAGGUGUACCUCAAAGCCGGCUACGUGUACAUCCCCCACCAGGACAUUGUCGCCAUUGUUCUCAACGAUUUUCGCACCAGGCUUUCGAAGGCUCUCGCAUUGACAGCCCGCUCGCUACCCGCAGUGCAUUCUGAUGAACGGCUCCAGCCUCUCCUUAACCAUCUCAGUCAUGCCUACGUGGGACAGGAUUACAGCAUCCAGAAGAACGUCGGCAAGAUCUCCUUGGAACAAAUUGAUUCACUUUCAGUGAAGUCCUUCCCGCUGUGCAUGAGGCAGUUGCACCAGGCUCUCCGAGACAGCCACCACCUGCGUCAUGGAGGCCGUAUGCAGUAUGGCCUCUUCCUCAAAGGCAUUGGCCUCUCUCUGGAGCAGGCGCUGCAGUUCUGGAGAUCAGAGUUCAUCAGAGGCAAAGUGGAUGCAGACAAGGUUUUUGUGAACGUGUCCUAGAGUGUGGGGGGAUGUUUGCAGCCGACGUAGCCCCGUGAGCCAACAUGUGCACCAGAGGAGCUGCAGCUUUGCACCUUUUUUCAAUGCGUGGCCUGUGCUCGUGCUCAGAGACUUCACUCCGAUUUUCUCAAUUCCAUCAGUUUUAGAGGUCAGCUGUACUAAGAGUAUGUCCAGGCCUAUCUGAAGUGUAUGAACACUUUGGUUGUUAGAAGCGCCCAGAAUAUCAAAUUCAAUUUAAAGGAGUUGCAUCGCUAAAAAAAUAAAUAAAAGGGACAUGGUGAUAACAAAUUUGAACUGCACCCUGCAACAUCUCGGCACUGAGGUGAUUUGAAUAUUGCUUUGAGGGGAAAUCGAAUAUUGAAUCCACUUGAAUCUCAUCUUUUAUUAUUUAUUAUUUUAAUUUUUAAGGAUAACCCAGUACAUGUGAAAUGCCUGUUUUGCUGUCUUUGAAUUUAUAUGACAUUUUUAUCUUUAAUACCACGUUUGACAAAAAAACCUCAGGCUUCCUCAGUUUGGAAGAAAGAAUGUUCAUAGUCUUUGUAUCACUUUUUAGAUCACAUGGGAUCUUUUUAUGUCCCAAUUACAGUAUUUCACAUACAUACAUAUUAAACACUCUUCAGUGUCGGCGGAGUCCCGGGAAUCGUUUUAAUAGACUAGGGGGAGGUCUUAAAUCAGAAAACCGCCUCUUAAAAAUCCUUAGAAGCUCUACAUAAUUAAUAUUUGAUUUAUUGUACUUAAAGAAGAUUUUAUGGUUUUUUAAAGUGCCUUUGCAGCUUGUCACAUUAGCAAGUUCGGGGGUUUUAUUGCAACAUUAAUGUGUUAUGAUGGGUGCAGUCAUGGUGAUUGUGUUCUGCCACUGCCGAAGCGCACUGUGUGGAUUUUACUGUUUGAUUUUUAGAGGCAGGGUCGCUGUAAUUCAUUUUUAACGGCUGCACAGAAAUACAGAACAUAUAAAAGCAGUUCACUGUGGAGAUUUUUUGUAGAAUGACCCCCAUCAAAAUGUAUGAGGGCUUUUUUGGUUUGGAACAAACUGGAUUGAAUAUAGUGUGAAGCUCCGCAGACGUCUGGCACUUUUAAACUUUAUUGAUGCACUUCACUCGCGUCCUUGACUUUGAUGUUUUGCUUGUCAGGGCGGUGCGUAGAGAUUUUCCAGAUAUUAAAGCAGAGACUUGCAAAGUUUGUUUGAAUUCAAACCCUGCUGCAGUGUGGUCACGGAUGAAUUGAAUACAACCAGAGGAGGUCCAGCUCAGUCUGGCUGAAUGGAGCCUGCUAAUACAUUUGUUUGUCAGAAGUAACUCGGAGCUGCGCUAUAAAUCAAAAAAAAAGGGCCAGAGAUAUAACCUCCUAAUUCAUCUUUUAAAAACCAGGUACAAUCUUCCAGUUAAUAGAAUGUCAGAAAAUGGUGACAGAUGUCCACCCUCACAAUAUCUUAAAAUGAAAUAAAAACAUCUCAUCACGCUCAUUCUAUUCAAAACCCAAACAUACUGUAUCAGCAGCCAAAGAAUGGGAAAGAAGAAAGUAAUUUUUCGCGGGCCAGUUAUCUAGUCUUUGAUUUUAUUGUGGAAAUGAUUUGGGCCUCAGAGAAGAUUAAAUGGGAAAUGUCUUGUCCUGUUAGUGGAACUGCAAACAUCUCGUAGACAUCUUAAAUGUGAGAAGGAGCCCACACUAUGCUCUGCUUUUCUUCUAACUGGAAAUUGCAGCUUUCACUUAAACGUAGAGACAUAAAAUGUUCAGUAUUUUUGCUCUGAAAUGUGAUGCAGUACAAAUACUGAACUUAAUUUCCGAUCAAUUUGUAGCUCUAAACUGUACAAUCCCAUAUUAAUGUGGAUCUCGCCUACACAAAUGCCGAUAUACAGUUAAACGAGAGCUGGUGAUUAACUUGACCAUGUACUGGUACGCUGUGUUAGGAUUUCCAUUUUUGCUAUUCAAAAGCUACUCUUCACUGCGUGUCAAAGAACUCUUUGCAGGGCAAGGGCCAGAGGCGCUGAGAGGGAAAGAUGGCUGUAUUACGCUGCCCAUAUUUCAGCAGCCUCCAGCGUGGCGACACCUCUACAGCAG
Molecule: messenger RNA, 3236 nt
Organism: Scophthalmus maximus (turbot)
Lineage: Eukaryota; Metazoa; Chordata; Actinopteri; Pleuronectiformes; Scophthalmidae
Gene: prim2
Product: DNA primase subunit 2
Exons: 11
Coding region: 117-1178 (353 amino acids)
Biological process (GO): DNA replication, synthesis of primer
Cellular component (GO): alpha DNA polymerase:primase complex
Source: RefSeq, a predicted model, not a curated record